Molecule: messenger RNA, 1128 nt
Organism: Calidris pugnax (ruff)
Lineage: Eukaryota; Metazoa; Chordata; Aves; Charadriiformes; Scolopacidae
Gene: FHL3
Product: four and a half LIM domains 3
Exons: 6
Coding region: 67-906 (279 amino acids)
Biological process (GO): actin cytoskeleton organization
Cellular component (GO): nucleus; Z disc; stress fiber
Molecular function (GO): transcription coregulator activity; actin binding
Source: RefSeq, a predicted model, not a curated record
GGCGAGCAGCGAGCGGGGUGGCCACCGGGACGGCGACCAGGUGAAGGAGCCCCUCAGGCUGGCACCAUGACAGAGUGCUUCGACUGUGACAACUGCAAGGAGUCCUUGUAUGGGCGCAAGUACAUCCAGAUGGACAAUGGCCCCUACUGCAUCCCCUGCUACGACGCCCACUUCGCCAACACCUGCGACGAGUGCAAGGAGCUGAUCGGCCACGACUGCAGGGAGCUGUACUACGAGGACCGCCAUUACCACGAGCACUGCUUCCGCUGCUUCCGCUGCGACCGCUCUCUGGCCGACGAGCCCUUCACCUGCCAGGGCGAGGAGCUGCUCUGCAAUGACUGCUACUGCAGCGAGUUCUCCUCCAAGUGCGUCGCCUGCGAGAAGACGGUCAUGCCAGGGUCCCGUAAGCUGGAGUACAACGGGCAAACCUGGCACGAGCACUGCUUCAUAUGCAGCAGCUGCCAGCAGCCCAUCGGGUCACGGUCCUUCAUCCCCGACAAUAAGGAUUAUUACUGUGUCCCCUGUUACGAGAGCAAGUUUGCCCCUCGCUGCACCCGUUGCAAAAAGACCCUCACCAAGGGAGGGGUGACUUACCGGGAUGAGCCGUGGCACAAGGAGUGUUUCGUCUGCACGGGCUGCAAGACCCCCCUGGCCGGGCAGCAGUUCACCUCCCAGGACGACAACCCCUACUGCAUCAAGUGCUUUGGGAACCUCUACGCCAAGAAGUGCAGCGCCUGCACGAAGCCCAUCACAGGCUUUGGUGGUGGGAAAUACGUCUCCUUUGAGGACCGUCACUGGCACCACAACUGCUUCAACUGCGCCCGCUGCAACACCUCUCUGGUUGGGAAAGGCUUCAUCCCCGACAACGAUGAGAUCCUGUGCCGUGACUGCAGCAGCGAUCUAUGAGCCUCCGAGGACACCGCGGGGCAGGGGCUUUCUCUAUUCUUCAGGGUCUUUGUGCCAGACGCCCCAGCGACCUGUCAGGGGCAGGGCACAAGGCACAGGAGAUGGGGGCUGAGCCCAAACCACGGUGUGUUCGGGGGGGGUUCCUGCACCCCUCUCUGAAGGCUAGAGUACGCUACGCUAUGGCUCUGUGCGGAGUCAAAGCCAAAUAAAGUUGAGAAAGGA